CUAUACUUAACUUAACUUAGUGCGACAACUUUAUUUGAGCGAUGUUGACUAAGUUCGCAUUUACUAUUUUGUUAUUCACGCAAUGUUCUACAGCUGAAGAUGAGAGCCAUUUACAACCGAGCAAUAAAAUUAAUCAGGGUAGCCUUACAGGAAAAUACAUGGAAUCAAGGAAUGGUAGACAAUUUAGCGCUUACUUAGGGAUACCCUAUGCAGAACCACCAAUUGGAAAUUUAAGGUUCAAGGCACCAAUUCCCGGAGCACCAUGGAAAGGUAACCUAAAAGCUACUGAGCAUGGUGCGAUGUGUCCACAAGAAGAUCCCAUUCUAAAAUUGCCAUACAUGGGAGAUGAGAAUUGUUUAUUCCUCAACGUUUACACUCCACAAUUGACUACUUCCGAUAGCCGGUCAUUUGCAGUGAUGAUAUUCAUACACGGUGGUGGUUUCGUUUGCGGUACAGGCAAUUCUUAUGGCCCAGAUUACCUACUGGACGAGGACAUCGUCUUGGUCACUUUCAACUAUAGAUUAGGCCCGCUUGGUUUCAUGAGUACCGGCGAUGAAAUCCUGCCCGGAAAUAAUGGGUUAAAGGAUCAAUCGCUCGCGUUAAAGUGGGUGAAUCAAAAUAUAAGGGCAUUUGGAGGUGAUCCGAAGCGAAUAACCAUAUUUGGCGAAUCUGCCGGUGCGGCCAGCGUGCAUUUUCACAUGUUUUCGCCUUUAUCUCGAGGACUGUUUAGUGCUGCAAUUUCCCAGAGUGGCACUGUGUUCAGCACUUGGGCGCUUACGGAUAAGAAGUUUGUUGUCGGAAACACAAAGAAACUAGCGCAAUACGUGGGCUGCUCGACUGACAACCAUUACGACAUGAUCGAGUGCCUGCGCUCUGCGGAUGAAAUGAAGCUAGUCGAGUCCCGACGAAUAUUUUAUGAAUGGGACAUAGAGCCGUUGAUGGUGUUUACAGCUGUUGUAGAGGACGAUACGGAAGGUUCAUUUUUACCGGACAGCCCUUUGAAUAUUUUAAAGUCUGGGAAGUACGCCAAUGUACCUUGGAUAACCGGGGUGAACAGUGCGGAAGGCGCAUUCAGGGUUGCUGGUAUUCACAAGGACAAGAAGCUGUUGCGAGAACUUGACGAAGACUUCAAUCGCAUUAUGGCGAUAACUUUCAUUAGCAAAGAUCCUCAGUUUGAGCACAUCGCGAAGCGUAUUCGAAAAUUUUACUUUGGAAACAAGCAAAUUGGCGAAAACACUAUAUUGGACGCUGUAGAUUUAUAUUCGGACAUCAUCAUCAUUCCAGCCACGCAUCUUUCGGUGGAACUCCACUUGAAGUACUCCAAACAGCCUGUAUAUUAUUACCUAUUUUCCCAUUCCAUCCAACAUAGUUUCGCCGAACUUAUCGGAGUCCCAUCAUUUCGAUACGGCGCUGGUCAUUUGGAUGAGGCACUGUUGCAGUUUCCUGUUGGUUUGAUGCUUAGAGCAAUGGAUCAAGAGGACCUUCGUUACUCAAGGCUACUCAUAAGCAUGUGGACGAAUUUUGCGGCAUACGGCAAUCCAACGCCCGAAACCGGCUCACUGAUCACUUCCAAGUGGGAGCCAGUUACUACAACAGCUUUGGAAUAUUAUCAUAUUGGAGGUGGUGUUCAUACAUCAAGUAAUUUGUACUCUGAACGGAUCCAGUUUUGGAAACAGAUCAAUAAAGAAAUGAAAUUGAGUAUGCGCGAUGAGUUGUAAGCGACCUGUAGAUUAAGAUGGUUUAAUUGCUCUGUGUGAUUUAUUAUUUUUCACAGUUCACAUGUAAUCAUAAAAUUGAGCCAAAACAAGAAAAUUUAAAAUUUAAUCAA
Molecule: messenger RNA, 1828 nt
Organism: Photinus pyralis (common eastern firefly)
Lineage: Eukaryota; Metazoa; Arthropoda; Insecta; Coleoptera; Lampyridae
Product: venom carboxylesterase-6-like
Exons: 10
Coding region: 42-1718 (558 amino acids)
Source: RefSeq, a predicted model, not a curated record